Pristis pectinata (smalltooth sawfish) is the source of this 2434-nucleotide messenger RNA. It is a transcript of the gene ccdc92, whose product is annotated as coiled-coil domain containing 92. The transcript has 6 exons. The record is from RefSeq and is a predicted model, not a curated record. Bases 311 to 1273 code for a protein of 320 amino acids. Lineage: Eukaryota; Metazoa; Chordata; Chondrichthyes; Rhinopristiformes; Pristidae.
CAAUGAAAGUAUUACAGCUGAACACAUUGAUCUAGACAGGAUGAAGAACUGUGAACCCCAACUGCCCCAGACACAGUACUGAAUCCGGGCCCAUCACGCUGUCCCAACGGAGCGACAAGUAGACCAGGCAAUUGCACAAUGUGGUGGGCUAGCUAGCUGCCGCCUUUCUGAGCACACCUGGAUCCAAGCUGCAAGAACCACAGGACAGUGAUCUGAAGCAAACCUGCCAUUCCUGGAACCAGUUCGGGGAAUCUUUAUUGCACUUCCUCUAUGGGAAGUAUAUCCCUUUUUUAGGUCACUUAAUUGCAGAAUGGCAAUGUCGAACCUGGAGAUGCAGCUCCAUAGUGCCCAGAAGAACCUGCUGUUCUUGCAGCAGGAACAUGCCAACACGCUGAGGGGCCUACACUCUGAGAUCCGCAAACUGCAGCAGCAUUGCUCUGACCUGGCCUUUGAACUGACAAUGAUGUCACCACCAUCAGAGCAGACAGGGAAUGGUGAUUCAAGAAGUGAGGAAUUAAGGAAAAAAUAUGAAGAGCUGGAAUCCCAGCUAAAAGCAAAGGAAGAUGAAAACAAUGAAUUAAUGAAAGACUUGGAGAAGAAGAAUGCAGUUAUCCUGGUGCUGGAGAACACGAUGAAGGAACGAGAGAAGAAGUACCUGGAGGAGCUGAAGCUGAAGAGUCACAAACUCAGCAUGUUGUCCAGUGAGCUGGAGCAGAGGGCCAGCACCAUUGCCUACCUCACCUCUCAGCUGCAUGCCACCAAGAAGAAGCUGAUUGCCUCGGGCAGUGGAGCCACAGACACUUCAUCCAAUGUUGGCUCUGCUACCAGCAACUAUAAACCAUCACCACCCAAGGACAAGAUGCCAGAAACCCCACGGCGCAGAAUGAAGAAGAGUCUUUCAACUCCAUUGAACAGUGAGUUUGCAGAGGUUUACAGACUUGGGACUGAUGGGAGAAAGCUUGUUCUACGAUCUGAGCCUUUGGAUGCCAUGCCAGACCCGACACCCUUCCUCCAAGGACGGGGGGAGUCCGAUGUGCAUUUGAUGAAGGAGAAACCUUUACCGAUUCCACCCAUUUCUUCCGAGCGUGGCUCUGUGGAGCAGCAGAGCCCAGCCAGAGACAAGCAGCACAAGCCCCAUCACAUCGGUGUGGCCCAUCGAAUCCCACACAUUGCAAGCUCUCAGGCUCAGGCUGCAGUGGAAAUGUUGGCAGUGGACCAGGUUAAUGAUGGGAAGGUGGUUAGGAAGCACUCGGGAACAGACAGAACUGUGUAAAAGGACUGCUUUACUUGGCUUAGUUGCUUUUAUAGCUGUGCACAAAUAUAGACAAAACUUCACGCAGCAACAUUUUAAAAUUUUGUUUUUAAUGACAGAGGAAAUACAAAUGCCAAACUCUGACAGUUUACCAGAAAGCAAACCCAUCACGACUCCUGAAUUUAAUUUUUUUGUCCAAUUUUUCGUAGUUAAUUGUUGGCCCAAUGUAUAAUCUGCUGCUUGCUUCUACCAAUAACCUAAUUGCACUAGUGGUUUGAGGAAAACAGCCACACCUGCUGUUGCACUAAGCAGAUAUAAUCACUGAAAGAGAAGGAACCUUGGAUAAACUACUAACAAACACACACAAUUUGCAGCUAUAAAUUAAACUCUUGUUCUAUAAACUAUUAAUGGUUGAAGGCCCUGAUUAGAUGAAUGUCUAAUAUAUUCUGUCCGUGACAUCUGUGUGUUGUGCAUCUCUUGACAAAGCCCAGCUGGCAGCAUGUAAACCAUUGCCUGUCUGUAUGUAAUAUGUGUCGUGACCAUACUGGAACAAAUCUUCAUAGACUUAUUCAGGUCAUUACAUUUAUACAAAGUUUGAUUUUGUAAUCCAAUUAAAUGAUUAUUGAUGAUCUGAUUAUUUGGUUUCUGAAAGUCAUUCCUUGAGGUUACAUGUGUGAGACUUCAGUAGCUGAUGGGGCAAAGGGGGAUGGAACCAUGUAAAGAGUGGGGGAGUGUGAUGGGUCUGCAUCUACUAUUUAGGUCUAGAUUUACAGUUUGAAGAAACAAUAUUGAACGGGGAUGUUUGCACCAAGUUAGCAGGGUAAGGUGAAAUGAUUGUGAACAAGAACAGCCCAAAACAUUUAUUUUGAAGAAAAAUCAUUAACAUGAAGUGUUUGUGUCUCUACAGACGCUGCCUGACCUGCUGGGGAUUUCCAACAUUGUUAUUUCAGAUUUUCAGGAUUUUGAGCUCUUCCAAAAUUCUACUGCUCACAUCCUAAAUUUUCACCAAAUUUUAUUGACCCUUCACCUCUCUGCCCCACAGUGUCGUCCAUCUGGCAUCCAACAGCUGAGAUGUUAUCCAGCUUGCCAAGCAGCCAAGCACAAUGAAGAAUCCUCAGGCAGCAAACCACGAAGGGAAAAACUAAUUUACAAAACUCAAACUAAGAUUAGUAGGUACACAUU